CACCUAUAAGGACCUUAUAGGUGUGAAAUGAUUUAAUUAAGAUAUUUAUAGAGUCUGAUGUCUAAUGGCCACUGAGGUUUCAGAGGAUCCCGGCAGUCUCCAGCUGAAGGAAAAGACAACAAAUUUAGGCUUUUUUGACCUUGUCAUUAAAGCUCCAAUAGGCCUGUAUUAUUCAUGGUGGCGUAGUUCCUGAUAUGGAAAGUUGCUAUGGAUCAAUGACUUCAGCUAGCUGCAGUGCAACUCUGACUAGAAGGAACAGGUACUGGAAUUAUUCAUUUUAUUGAUUUACUUAAAAAAGUCCUGAGUCGAAUCUUCCUGCAUCUAACGUAUGUACUCUUGGUUUGUGCCUGUACUGUGGAAGUUGAGCGCAUAUCCCUCUCAGACGUGGUCCAUGCUGCUCUGCCGGCAGCGUUUGAAUUUUUUUGGCUUCGCCUCUCAGGCACAGUUUAGCAACAGCUCAGCCAGCCUGCAUUAUUCAUACAGGAGCGAGUCUGCAGAUAGGGUUACCCCAAGGCUGUAUAGCUGGUGCGUUAAGUGGGCCCUUGCAACUAUAUCAUAGGGGUAAACUCUGAUUCUUACACGCAUACGAUACAUACGAUCACGUGUGCAUUCACAUCAGCUGAGGAGAGGAUGAGGCCUCAAGUUUAGGCGAACAGUGUAAGGAUGAAGCCGUUGUAACCAGAGAAAGAUGCAGAAGGUUGCAGGAGGUCAGAAAGGCAAGCUGACGUGGAUGUGGGAGGAUACAACACGCACUCUUAGACAAAGAGGAGGACACCCCCGAAGGCCGAGACUCACACGCACGUUGGCUCUCCUUGUUGGGGGGACGUCCUGCCAAAGUCGGUGAGGCGGCCAAGAAGAGGAUUCACUGCCGGACUCACAGGACGCACUGACAAUGGGAGACACACAAAGGACUACAAAGACUUUGUCACUGGGAUAGCAGGGUCUUUUAUUCAUCGUGUGACCCUGGGAAGUUCCGUACAAGCCUAGAUAGAGGAACAGGAAGUAUUUUUGUUGUGCUGGAUGGACUUCGGUGGACAACCUCUGUGAGCCAGCGUCAAUAAGCGGGUAAAACUGAGAGGGACUUCUACCAGUUUCAUCAUUUCUUUUCUCAUGAAUAUAGCAUUUUAAAUUCAAGACACUCAAGACCUGCCUUUUUUUAAAACAAAAUGUGACAUUCCUGGACAGAUUGCUUUUCUCUUUUUACCCACACAGAGACAACAGCUCUGUGGCUGAUGCUUGAAGACGUCCUGUAAUGCGAGCGAGCACUAAUGGCUGAGAUUCAGACUCCAUUACUAGAUCGUGUUUUGAAGUACUGUGGUUUGUGUUGUUCUCUGUCUGCAUAUUAGAACAACUGACUUGGGACGCAGUGCGCUGGGGCUUCUGGUUUGUCACAACAACAGAUAGGGAGAAAAUAGGGAGACAAUAUGUGCAAGCAAUUAGAAAUGAGAGGAUGACGCUGCUGUUGAGACCAUUUUUCUCACAUGUCAACAUUGGCACUAACUGACUUACUUUAGCACAUUUUGUAACAUGUUUUAAAACAUGGCACCAAAAAAAGGUGACACAAAAUCCGCUGCCAAGAAAGGGAAGUCAGAAGAGCCAAAAAAAGGAGGAAAGGAUGACAAGAAAGGGGCAAAGAAAGUGGAGGAGCCACCGGCUAAAGGGAAAGGGAAGGAUGAUGGAAAAAAGGGAAAGGGAAAGAAACCUGUCAGUGAAUCAGACGAGGAGUCAGAGGAAGAAGAAGAGGAGAUGAACACUGACGAAGAAGAGGGUGAUGAAAGCGAGGAAGAGGUAGUUAUCAAGAAGGAUAAAGGGAAAGGGAAAGCAGCUCUGAAAGGUGCAUCCAAAGCCAUAGCUGUGAAAGGUUUUAAGCCUCCAAAAAAGUCACCUCCGUCAAAUGAGGAAACAAAGGGGGAUUCACCAGUGAAGAGAGGGAUGGGUGCGAUAAACCUGAAAAAGAUGACUGAUGUCAACAUUAAAGGAGCCUCCAAAGCUAUGAUUGGCUUUGUGUCAGAGGGACAGAAGAAGGGCCCAGUUGCUGCUAAAGCACAGAAGACAGAUCCCAAGUUUCAACUUAAAGGAGCAUCAAAAGCCCUCUCGGGCAUCACAGGGAAGUCUUCUCUUUUUAGCAUGCCCUCUAAACAACAGGAAGAGAAAGCAAAACCAAAGAGAAACCUCAAAAGCACCUCCCGUCUCUUCCUACGGGUUUCCCAAAAAAAAAAGGCCCCUGGUGUUGCUAAACCACUUCUGGGCUCCAGCAAGCUUUUCGCUGGGUUUGGGGGUAAAUCACCUUCCGCCGACAAAAAGCCAGGUUUGUCUGGUUUCAGCAUGUUUAAUAAGAAGACUGAUCCUCCAAAAGAAACCACACCACCUAAAAAGACAAUAAAUCUAUCCAGUUUAGGAAGCAAAGGAAAAAUGGCAACCGAGGCGAAGGGAUUGGGAGGAAAGUUUAAAGGGAUGCUUGGGAAAAAUCAAGCAAGAUCAGGGUUUAAGACUAAGGGCUGGAUGUUAGGAAGAAUGGCUGCAGCAUCUAACUGGUUGACAGGGAGGUUCCUGACUGCUAAUGGCCAUGGUCGGCUGGGGGCACGAGCAGGAGGACGGGAGCGAAAGAGUCUGUCAUUUGCUAACAGGGACACCAGAGGGGGACAGACUCAUUAUUACAAUGAGGCGUAUGAGUAUGACGAUGAUGACUAUGGCUAUGAGGAAGAUUACCACGACAGGGAGAGACCUACAGGCUACCUGAGACAACCAGUGACCUAUGACCCAUAUAAUCCUUAUGGGGGUGAACAGGAUUACUAUGACGAUGACGAGUGGGAAGAUGAAUAUGGUUACUAUGAUGAUGACGGCAACUUUUAUCAUGAUGAGGACUUCUACUAUGAGGACGACGUGGAUUACUACAGUGACCCAUAUGGCAAUUACAACGAUGAGUAUGAAGAUUACUUUGGGGAUGAAGAGAUGGAGUAUUACUAUGGUGAAGAUGGAAUGCUGUAUGCAGUGGAACCAGAGCCAUAUGGUUACUAUGAUAAUGCUAUGGAAGGUUUCUAUGACCCUUAUAACCCGGAGGUGUAUGGAGAUUACAAUGACCACAGUAUGGCCUAUAGCAACGGGAUGUCACACCCACAGGGCAUGAUGAGUGGUGGGCAUGUGUCGGGCCUAUAUAAUGACCCAAUGCGGGGAUAUACGGACCCUGCUGCUAUUCAUUACCCCUAUCAGCAGCCUUUUUAUAUGGAUGUUGGGCUAAAUCCGGCUGAAACAGGACAGCUAUAUGGACAGGAGCAGCUGCCUUACCCUUUUGCUGAAUCAUUUUCAGCAGAGCAGUUCCGGGUCCCUAGGCCCCAGGUUAUGCUAUUUGGAAAAGACAGACUGGAGGUGGAAUCCAUGCCACCUCCUCCUCUUAAUUCUUAUCACACCUCCCCAAUGUUCCCCCUUUCCACCCCAGCUAUUGACCUCAACAAUCUGGAAAUCAUGUCAGAAAUACAAUAUGAACAGCCCCUUCCCACAUACCUUCCUCAACAGCCCCAUUAUCCCACUUUUGUGAACCAACAACAAACCCCCAUUUUUCUUAGACAGGCCACCUCCCCAACAGCUACGGCCAUUCAACAGGAUCAUUUCUCUCUCCCUCCGGCACCUCAACCUCCUUUUUCUGUUUCUCACAAUCACAUGUCGCCAUCUCACCUACCACUGCAUUUGGCCUCCCAAAUACAUCAACCAUCACACCCCCAAGACCCACAAAUGUUCCAUAUGGGGAAAAUGUCCCCAAUGGUCCCACAAUUACAGCAACCGAUGCCUCAACUGAUGCAUUCACAACUGCAUUCACCAGCGGCCUCACCUAGGCCAGUGCGACGAAUGAGUCCCCUACCAUCCUCUCAACUGCCAUUUAGGCAAGGAUCAGUAAGGACAAUGGCCCCUCCUUCACCUUGCCUGUCAUCACAUCAUAUGGACCAAACAGGUACUCAUCUGGACCAACGUCUCUCCCGUCACUCACAUAGGAGAGAGAUCACUAACCGGACCGCAACGUCGGGCCAAAUGCCGUCUUCCCAAAGGCGUAGGCCACUCAGCUCGACUGCAUCUCCAUCACACCAAAGGAGAGGGAUGUCAGUUAGAGCUCAGCCAUCUCUUUCAAGAGGAAGGGGGGAAGUUGAGUUACGCAGGCCUCCAUCAACUGGUCGACCACAAUCUCCACUUCCUAGCCCCCUAUCUUCCCCACGUGGUUCACUGAGGAAGAGAGCAAGCCCACCGCCUUCCCCAAGACUUUCUUUUAGACAGCAACCACCUCCUGAUGCUGUGCCUCUACCAUCUACCAGACCUCAUAUGUUCAGAGGUAGAAAACAAACAUCCAAAUUGAGGCAUUCCCCUUCACCACCUCUGCCAUCCCCUCAAACACAAAGCCCACCUCUGCCUGAGAGGUCUGAUUCUCCUCCCCAAACCUUCCGCCCCACCUCCCCACAUCGUCCUCCCUCUCCUUCCCUGUCGCGUAUCAGCAGUCGCCCCCUCCCCGCCCGGUCCUCGAUUCGCAGAAUGAGAGGCGGUGGUGGAGGCAGGAGUCACUUGCCCAUGGGGGCCGUGAAGCCCUCUCCAGCAAAUCCAUAUUCACAGAGACGCAGUAGACAUGGACCCCCUAUCACUCAGCAUGUAGCCCCUUUCAGGUCCUCUAUCCACAGUGGUCCGGGUCCUCACUUAGGGCAGACAGGGGGCAUAGCUGGAGCACCCAUGUUAGCCAGGGUAGGCUCUCAACCUACAGGGUUAAGAGAGUCCAUGCGUAAUGGUACUCCCCAAGGAGGCUUCCACAGACCUGUAGGUAGGGGGCAGCCACUGGUUCGUAUGCCCAGAAACCAGACCUCUGUGCAAUCUAGGCAGUCAUUCAGAGCCACUCCUCAAGGGCCUCCUGUCUCUCCACAGCCUUCUUUGAAACAGAGUGGCCCUCCUUCUCCCCAGCCAUCAGUGCGUAGGCUGCAGAGUAGACCUCCAUCUCCUCAACCACUGCCUCGUUCAUCUCCUCUGCCCUCCCGUUCAGCCUCUCCCGUGCGUUACAUGUCUCAACCACCCUCCCCUUUUCCCCGAAGGACAAUGAGUCUAGGGCCAACAUCUUUUCAACCUCAGGUACCUCGCCCAAGUCUUCCUCCUGGCACUUUCCAGCCAUCUCAACCUCAGAUCAACCACUAUGAUUACACAAUGAUGGAGCCAGGGCCACCCCCAAUGCUUACAAAUGCUUUACCAAACCCUCAGAUUUUAGGUUCUCCCUUUCCUCAUACUCCUCACCCCUCCUCUAUCUCUUACCGCAACACUGCUCAAUCUUCUCCUUUACAGAGACCCUCCUCCCCACAGACACAGUAUGAAGUCUACCCUCAAAACAUCCCUAAACCAGCACCCUCGUCGCCUUUUUUGGGGCACGCGCUCCAGAACCCUUAUCUACAGAAUGCCAGCUAUACCACAUCUUUACAGAGAAGCCCCUCCCCCAUACCUGGUGGGCAAGGAGUGAUAUCAGCUGAUCUCCAAGCAAGCCAGGAGGGGGACCCCUAUGCCCCUCUUCGUCUGUCCAAUGCUUUGAUGCAGAACACACGUCUGGCCACUGCGUCCUAUACUUCUCCUCUGCAACGCAAUGCCAAUGUCUAUACAACCGUUUUCUCCCCCCCUCACGUAGCAGCCCCUCUUGCUCCAUCUGUAGCCCCCUCCCCACACUUAUCUUCUGCUAUGCUUAACUCCCAGUUACGCAAUGCUUCCUUUGCCUCAACCCUUCAACAACAGUUCUCCAACAUGUCGCCUGCCGCUCCCGCCCCUCCUCCUACCACACCUCGACAAGGUACUGUCCGAGGUACCUCUUCAUUUCUUGCUGGUGGACUGCGGACCUCCCACAUCCACGGAUCAAUGUUAAGGCUUCCAGGUGGCACUUUGACAAUGUCCCGGGGCCCUGUUGAGUCUCCAGUUAUCACUGAUGUUGGAGGUGGUGUCAGUGUUGGUGGGAGGCUCUCACCCUCUGUUCUCUCUAAUGCCUUGCAGAACCCAAGUCUACGUCAGGCCACCUAUCGACUGCCUGAUGGCUCAUUUGUCACCAGAACUGAACCUGUUGAACCUUCCCCAGGCCCUUUACCCCUCUCAUCCUCUAUGUUGUCCUCUGCCUUGCUCAAUCCUACUUUGCGACAGGCCGCAUAUCGUUUGCCUGAUGGCACCCUUGUAACAAGGACAGAACCUACACCUGCACCACUCCCUGCCUCACCAAUGCUUUCCUCUGCACUGAUGAACCCAAAUGUACGUAAAGCCACAUAUAGGCUGCCUGAUGGAACUUUAGUAACAAGAAAUGAGCCAGCACCUGAGCUUUCCCCCCCUUCAUCUUCUAUGCUUUCCUCUGCUCUGCUCAAUCCUAACGUUCGUAAGGCUUCUUAUCGAUUACCAGAUGGUUCAUUUCUAUCGCAUCCGGUAGAGGAGGUGCAGAAUGCUGAGAGUGGGAUAUCAUCACCGGGUCUUUCUAGCGCACUGAUGAAUGCUAACCUGCGUAAAGCAAAGUUUCAACUCCCAGAAGGAUCAUUUUCACGAAAUCAAACCCAAGCUUCCACCGCUGCCUCUUCCAGUCCUAACCUUUCUGGUGCAAUGUCAAACACUAAACUCCGAGGUGCUUCGUACAGACUACCAGACUCAACACUUUUGAAGCAGCCUCGUUCUGCUGAUCCUGCUGAGUCACGCUCACUGGAUCUUUCCAACGCUCUUCGAAACCCAAACCUCCGAUCUGCCAGCUAUCGUUUGCCUGAUGGAACUCUGAUGACCCGCACUCAGCCCACUGCAACCCGAACACCAGACAUGUCUAAUGCUUUAUCUAACAACCCAAACCUUCGUGGUGCAAAUUACCGUCUCCCUAAUGGUAAUAUCAUGACAAGGCUUGGUGCCCCUAGAGCCCCAGAACCUCGCUCACCUAAUCUCUCUGGUGCGCUGCAGAACCCUCACCUCCGAGGCGCCUCUUACCGCCUACCCUCAUAUGCUGUAGUUUCACCCCAAGUCCAGGGAUCUGGCACAGAUCAGCACUGGGCACAGGGCGCUGGAGGUGAUAGCUUGGGACUGCAGCAAGAUGCGGACGUGUGGGGGGCCGAGCAAGUUCUACCUCAUGGCACAGUGCAGAAUCUCAAUAAGUGGUCUAUGUAUAGGGACGGGGAGCUGCUGGACCCCCACAGUCUGAUGGCGCAGGGACAAGUUGGGGAUGAACCUGGGCAGUGGAAUCUCAGCAGGGAGGGGGAACCACAGGGGCACUGGUUUGACAAGAUGUACUCAAUCAGAAUCCUGCCCACCAUGACUCACCGCGAGCAGCGAGACGAAGACGGAGUGGAAGAUAUGACACAGUUAGAGGAGAUGCAUGAAGGAGCUGUUCUGCUGAACCUGAGGAAACGAUCUGAGAGGAACCUUAUUUAUACUUACAUAGGUAGUAUUCUGGUGUCUGUGAACCCCUACAAGAUGUACAACACCUAUGGGACGGACAUGGUGCUGCUGUACAAGGGUCAUGCUCUGGGGGAGAACCCUCCGCAUUUGUUUGCCAUAGCAGAUGCUGCUUAUUCCAAAAUGAUGGAUGCCAAACACAACCAGGUCAUAAUAAUCAGUGGGGAGAGCGGGUCUGGGAAAACAGAGGCCACCAAACUAGUCCUUCGCUACCUAGCAGCAAUUCAUCACAAAUACAAUCUUGUGCAACAGAUACUCGAGGCAGCUCCUCUGCUGGAAUCUUUUGGAAAUGCCAAAACUGUACGGAACGAUAAUUCAAGUCGCUUUGGGAAAUACAUGGAGGUUUUUCUGGAGGAUGGUGUGAUCAGUGGUGCCAUAACCUCUCAGUAUCUACUGGAAAAGUCCCGUAUCGUCUUCCAGGCCAAAGAUGAGAGGAACUAUCAUAUCUUCUACGAGAUGCUAGCAGGUCUUCCCUCACAGCAGAGACAGGCUUUCUAUCUUCAGGAGGCUGAGACCUACUAUUACCUCAACCAGGGAGGAGAUUGCGGAAUACCAGGAAAGAAUGACGCAGAGGACUUCUUGCGUCUGAUCGCUGCCAUGGAGAUCCUUCACUUCACCCCCGAGGACCAGUCGGCCAUCUUUAGAGUUCUUUCUUCCAUACUGCACCUGGGCAACGUCUACUUUCAGAAAUACGAGUCCGAUGGCCAGGAGGUGGCGUCGGUGGUGAGCGCUCAGGAGAUCAGGGUGGUGGCAGAGCUGCUGCAGAUCUCUCCGGAGGGACUUCAGAAAGCCGUCACCUACAAAGUCACAGAGACAAUGAGGGACAGGAUCUCCACCCCAUUGAGUGUGGAGAGUGCUGUUGAUGCCAGAGAUGCUGUUGCCAAGAUCCUGUACUCGCUGCUCUUCCAUUGGUUAACAGAGAGGAUCAACGCUCAGGUGUACCCCCGCCAACACAGCCUCUCUAUCUCCAUCCUGGACAUUUAUGGAUUUGAGGAUCUGGCCUUCAACAGCUUUGAGCAGCUUUGCAUUAAUUAUGCAAACGAGUACCUGCAGUUCUUCUUCAACAGGAUCGUGUUCAGGGAGGAACAGGAGGAGUACAGCCGGGAACAGAUCCCCUGGCAGAACAUCCCUUUCAGCGACAACCAGCCCUGCAUUGAUCUCAUCGCCGCUAAGCCUCAUGGGAUACUGAGGAUCCUGGACGACCAGAGCUGUUUCCCACAGGCGACGGACCACACGUUCCUCCAAAAGUGUCACUAUCACCAUGGCAACAACCCGUUGUAUCAGAAGCCAAAGAUGCCCCUCCCAGAGAUGACCAUCAAGCACUUUGCCGGCCGGGUCACCUACCAGGUUCAAAAGUUCCUCGAUAAGAACUAUGACCAGGUCCGUCAGGAUGUCCUGGACCUUUUUAUUCAGAGCAAGAACAAGAUGUUAUCAAACCUCUUCCAGAGUCACGCAGAGGUCACAGGUCAGCAGAGAGGAGGCCGCAUGAGGAAGAGCAGCACAGUCACUAGAAAAUACCAAGCGCCCACCGUCAGCAACAAGUUCCAACAGUCCCUACUUGAGCUGGUGGAGAAGAUGGAGAGGUGCAACCCUUUUUUUGUUCGCUGCAUCAAGCCAAAUAAUAUGAAGCAGCCAGGCGUGUUUGAGAACGACUUGGUCAGCAGUCAGCUGAGACACUCCGGUGUGCUGGAGACCAUCAGGAUCCGUCGAGAGGGGUAUCCUGUCAGAAUGCCAUUCUACGUCUUCCUGUUCAGGUAUAAGUCCCUGGUGGGGAUGCGAGAGCUUCCAGCUGCAAACGGAGAGAACUGUGUGAUAAUGCUCAGUAAGCUGUGUCUGCUGAGACCAGGAGCUUAUCACGUAGGAGUCACAAAGAUGUUUCUGAAGGAGGACAUCUACCAACUGUUGGAGAGUAAGCGGGAGCGCACCCGCCAGCUGGCAGCUCUCACCUUGCAGCGGUACAUCCGCAUGUUCUUCGUGAGGAAACGCUUCGUGGCCUUCCGCAAAAAGAUCAUCGGGCUGCAGGCCCACUGCCGAGGCUUCCUCACAAGGAAGCGCGAUGUGAAGAUGAGGGAGAGUCUAGUUCGGUUUCGCUCUCUCGUCCAUAUGUACGUCAAGGUACGUCUGAAGUUUACGGAAAAGAGGAACGCUGAAGAGGAGAGGAGGAGGAGAGAGAUGGAGCUGACCAAGAGGGAGGUGGUUAAUGUCACACACUUGGUGAUUCCUGCAGAGCUGGGCGUGUUGUUGCAGGCGGCAGGAGUCAGGAGGGAGCUGCACUCAGACUGUCUCGCUCUGCUUCAAGCUCCUCAUAUCCAAGAAGAAGCUCAACUCACUCUGCCUCUGGACAUCAACAACUACCCGUUCUACCGCUAUGUGCAGAUCUACUUUAGGGAACCAAAGUUUGGGAUGUUGAUGGCGCCUCUGGAGUCACCUCUGACCCGCGUGGAGGAGGACCUGAGAGGAGAAGCUGUGGAGCUCUUCAUCAUGGUAUUACGAUUCAUGGGGGACCCUCACCUCAACGGGGCGCAGGAAAACAUGUUUGGGAAUUACAUCAUCCAGAGGGGCCUGUCGUCUCCCGGGUUACAGGAUGAGAUCCUGGCUCAGGUGGUCAACCAGGUGUGGAGGAACGUAAACUACGACAACGCAGAGAGGGGCUGGCUGCUGCUGCUGGCGUGUGUCUGCAGCUUUGCGCCGUCGACCAAGUUGGAAAAAUAUCUACUGAAGUUUGUCUCUGACCACGCCCCUGCUGGAUGCCAGGCGUUACUGCAACACAGACUUAUCCAAGCCAAUCAGAAGACGCAGCUGGGAUCAGGCUCCGCCCCCGAGACGGCGCGGACCUAUCCGCUGUCGCUGCUGGAGUGGACGGCCAAUAGGAAGAAGGCCAGCAUGGUGUUACAAGUGCACUGUUUUGAUGGAGGAUCGUUCUUGUGUCCCGUCCAUUCGUGGACCAGCGGAGAGGAUUUAGCAGGCGACGUGCUGCGCCACAGGGGAGUGUCGGACUGGUGGAGGGGGAGUUCGGUCCUGAUGAAGGAGCACGGCCAGUGGGUGGAGUUAGCGGCCCACGACUACGUGAUGGACCUGAUCGCGGACCUGGAGCUGCCGCCUAACUUCCCGAAGCAGAAAAGCUUUUUCGUCAUCAGCACCGACGACCCCACCGGGGUCAGAGCCAAGGCCGGCCUUGCCAUGUUUGGCAGCGGCUUUGAGUCGGAUGAGGAGCUUCCUCCUGCCUUCCCGCUCCGUACCAGCGGACCGGCCCACAGUCUGCCGGACUCUGACGGUUACUACAGCCACGAGUCGGACGCGUUCAGCGACGGUCAGACUCAGAGAGGAAUGGACCGCUACCUGGACAGUCUGUUCGACCCCGUGCUGUCGGACGGCAGCGUGGACACUGAAAAAGCUGGAGGUUUGUCAGCGAGGAUGAAGGGAGGAGGAGGUAUCGGCAUCACCGGAGGAGGCAGAGGAGACGACGAGAGUCAAACGCCUUCCAGCCGACCUUUUCCACCAGGAAUACAUCCCGGAGGAUCGGAGCACACAGUACUAACCCAACAGCAACAGUCCAUCAUCAACCAGCAAGCCAUCAUCCUGGCCCAGCAGAUGACCAUGCAGGCCAUUGCGAUCCAGCAGCAGAUGUUGUCGUCCUUCCCCCCCGUUGCCCCUGCGCCCCAGUCGCCCCCCGUUGCCCCUGCGCCCAUGUCACCCCCCUCCCACCACCACACACACCCGCCAGUAGAGUCGCCGCACAAGUCUGCUGCUGCUCACCGUAAAAUGAGUCCCACGCGUGGCCCCCCUCCGGAAGAAGUGGUCCGAUCCAGUGCGAGUAACUCAGAGCGCAUCGAUCCCAGCCACAACAUUAAAGACAUCAUCAAACACCACCAGCCUGCUGAUGUGACCACCUCUGCUGGACCUGCCGCUCCGAGGAAAGGUGAUGGAAAUAUGUUUGGCAAGAAGCCCGACCCACAUGAUGAAGCUAUGGAGAUCCUUAAAGAUCAGAUGUCAAACCCACCAAAACCGACUCAAAGGAAGCCUCAAUCCUUCCUACGUAAAGAAGAGGGAGGAGUUAAGGUUUCCAAGACGACCACGUCUCGCCCCGCGGGGCCAAGUAGCUUGAGCAUAAGCCCCGCCCCUCCUCCGGUCUCUAGGGAGUUGCCAGUAGAGGAGGAGAUUAUUCAGACUCAACUUCACAGCAAGACUAGUGAUGAAUAUUAUACGUACUCCAACGUCCCGUGGAAACUCUACAUGAGGAAAGAGGUUUUCUAUCCUAAAGAGACUUUCAACAGUCCGCUGGUUCUGGACCUCAUUUUCAGACAGGUUGUACACGACACCUUUUCCGAGGCCUGCAUCCGAAUCACCGAGGAGGAGCGACAGAAGAUGAAAACCUUAUUUGCUGAGAACAAAGUGGAGCAGAUGUCAGGAACGCACGACGAGAGCGCCAAGAAGAAAGUGGUGGUGAUGGCCAGAGACGUGUGGGAGAUUUACUUCUCCCGUCUCUUCCCAGCCUCUGGUAGUGUGGGGACAGGGGUGCAGGUGCUGUCUGUGUCUCAUAAAGGCAUCAAGCUGCUGAGGAUGGUGAGGAGUAGCUCUGCUGCUUCAGACUACUUCCGAGUGCUGAGGCCGUACAGCUACUCGGACAUCCUGUUUGUGUCGAUUCCCUCUAAGAACAUGCUGGAGUUCAACCUGACCAACGAGAAGCUGAUCCUGUUCUCGGCGAAGGCCCCGCAGGUCAAGCACAUGAUCGACUACUUCCUCACGGAGCUGAAGAAGGACUCGGAGUACAUGGUGGCGGUGAGGAACUCGGUCACCGAGGACAGGACGCUGCUCAGCUUCCACAAAGGAGACAUCAUCAGACUGCAGCACAUGGACGGGCUGGAGGCCGGCAAACAUUACGGCUGCAUCGUGAGGAAGAAGGUCAUGCUUCUGGAGGAGCUGAAGAGGGACACUCCGGAGUUCGGCUGGCGGUUCGGGGCUGUCUACGGAAAAUCCGGAGUGUUUCCCAGCGAGUACGUGCGCCCCGUGGCCGCCCCGGACUUCCUGGUCCUCCCUGCUGAGCGCGUGGAGCCUCGAGACCGACAGGGACGAGUCGCUGCGUCGGCGGCUAUCGCCGUGGCGAUGGGCUCGGCAGUGGCCGCCCACGAGCUUGACCUCUCCACAGAGGCAGUAAAUGAGAUGUACGGCGACGGUCUGAGCGUCGGACUGGACGAUCUGCCUCUCCACGGCGGUCAGUACCACAUGACCGAGUUUGCCAAGAAGUACUUCAGAGAGGCGCAGAGGAACAGAAGUGAUCAUAAAGCCAAAAAGGCGAAGGAGUGCAGGGAGCCCGUGGACAUGGUCAAGUUCUCCAAGUCUCCGAUCCAGGAGUCUCUGAUCGACUUCUCAGACAGCGGGAUGAACAGGGUGGCUGCCGACAUCUUCUUGGCCAUAAUGAAGUUCAUGGGAGACUUCCCGCUGAAAGGUCAGACGGAACAGGAUCUGGUCACCACUAUACUGAAGCUGAGUGGCGAACAUGGCCUGAUCAAGGAUGAAGCCUACUGCCAGUUGAUGAAGCAAGUCACCGGCAACACCAGCUCCAAACCGGACAGCUGUCAGAGAGGAUGGAGGCUGCUCUACAUCCUGGCAGCUUUCCAUCGCUGCUCCGAUGUCAUGAAGCCGUUCGUCUUGAAGUUCCUGCAGGACGCCUGCGACAGUCCCGGGAUGCAGUACCAAGGCGUCGCUAAGGCUUGUGAGCAGAAUCUGAGGAGGACUUUUCAAUAUGGCGGGCGUAUUCAGUAUCCCAACAGCAUGGAACUCAAGGCUAUGCUGGCUGGGCGGAGCUCCAAGAGACAGCUGUUCCUGCUGCCAGGUGGGAUCGAACGUCACCUGAAGAUCAAGACAUGCUCGGUUGCUUUGGACGUCAUCGAGGAGCUUUGCUACGAGAUGGAACUUCACAGGACGGAGGCUUUGGAUGAAUACGCCGUCUUCUUGGUCACACACAAAGGUCAGAAUGUGCGUCCUCUGAACAAGCGGGAAUACAUCCUGGACAUCGCUACGGAGGCGGAGUCAGUGGACGCCAACUACAGCCUGUGGUUCAGGAGAGUCAUAUGGAGUCUGGCUCUCAAACUCGACAACGAGCUUUACGUCACCAUGCACUACAACCAGGUGCUGCCGGACUACCUGAAGGCCUUGAUGAGCGUGGUUCCUCACGGCAAGGCCAGCGACCCGCAGCUGCAGCAGAUAGCCAGACUGUCCGCCCUGCAGCACCGUGCCAAGGACACCGUCUACCUGCCCACCCUCCGCGAGGUGCAGGAGUGCGUCCCCCCGCAGUUCUACUGCAAACAGGGUUCACAGCUUUGGCUGAACAUGACAACUCAACACAUGCAGCAGGUGCAGCCCUUAAACCCACACCAGGCUCGUGCACAGUUCCUCGGUCUGGUCAGUGCCUUCCCCAAGUUCGGCUCCUCCUUCUUCUACAUCCAGAGCUGUAGCUCCGCCUCCAUCCAGGCCCCGUGCAUCCUCGCUGUGAAUCUGAACGGACUGCACUUUCUGAACAAGGAUACUCACGAGGCGAUUGUGCGUUUCCCUCUGAAGGAGGUCCAGUCGACUCGAACUCAGAGGCCGACUUCGGGCUCCAGUUAUCCGUAUGUGGAGAUCAUGAUCGGAGACCUGCUGAACCAGCGCAUCACACAGCUACAGCUGGAGCAGGGCCUGGAGCUGUGCCGAGUCAUCGCCAUGCACGUGGAGAACAUGUUGUCAGUCAGAGAAAAGAGACUCACUUUGCCACCAAGUGAGAUCACAAUGCUAUAAGAAAAAACCCUUCUCACACACAUACACAGAAGUCGCUCUUUAUGCCUCGUAAAAAAAUCUACCUCUGUUUAGAAAGUAGAAUAUUUUGAUACUUAUAUGGUACAUGAAAUACUCACUGAGCUGCAACCAAAGAUUAUCGUCUUCAUUAAUCAUUCUAUAUAAUCCAUAUAAUAUCAGAUAAGUGCGAAAUAUUAAAAGCAAAAGUCCAAACCUCUAUUUGUUUUACUAUCACAAAACUAAGAAAAGCAGCAUAUUCUAUUCAAUAUUCAUAUUUGGAACAAUUCAAUUUUGGGGUGUUUCACUUUUAGAGUUACCACUGAGUGAAAUGCAUGUCUGUGAUGCAAUGAGAAGAAAGUCGGAAAUCCAUAAGGGACCAAACCUAUUCAUGUUUAUAGUUUGAAUUUUUUCUAGCCAAAACUGAUUAGGAUCUUCUUUGCCAUUGUUGCUUUAUGAGGGUG
Molecule: messenger RNA, 14648 nt
Organism: Gasterosteus aculeatus aculeatus (three-spined stickleback)
Lineage: Eukaryota; Metazoa; Chordata; Actinopteri; Perciformes; Gasterosteidae
Source: RefSeq, a predicted model, not a curated record